UACGCAUGCGCGCUGUGUAUGUCCGGGCUGCACUGUACUCUGUAUAGCUAGCUAGAAGCUAGCGUGUGUGAAGAAGACGAGAUCUAGCUCAGGUGUUUACUAGUGAUCCCCCAUCCAGCCAGCAAUGGGAGGAAAGAGCAGUCGCCCGCCGCCAGACGCGCGGACCAAGGAGAACGGCGGAGACGGGCAGACGACUCUCCGCGCCAUCUCCAGGGGCCGCGUGUACGUCGUCAUCACGUUCCCAGCUGCCGCUCAGCGGCUUGAGAACUGCCACUUCAACGAGGGAGGCUACGACGAGCUACUUGGAGACCUUCAGCAGUCAAUGCCGGAUUUCGAAUUUUUCCUGGAGUGCGGGAUGCUGCAGCGCUACUCUAAGCACGCCACCUUCUACAACAGUGCACAUCCGGACAAGGGGCAGUUCAAGCCGAGGGUCAGAGUGGAGGUGUUCUACACCGGCGUCUACGAGGGAAUCGACUCGAGGCUCGUGAGGAAACUUAUCUCCCAGCAUCUGGACCCGGAGGGGUUAACAAGUAUUGACAUUCGGUGUGAGAUGGGGCGCUACCACACCACCUCACACCUGGAGACCCUCCUCCGAUUGUAGCCCCGCCCCCUUCAGGCCACACCCCCUCGUUACUCCAUCUCCAGAGUGUGGUACAUAUCACUCCCAGUGACAAAUCAGCUGUUUCUCCAGCACACAUUUCAUGUGUGUAUAUUUGUAUAAUACUGUUCUGUUUAUGUAUGACAUUGUUGCAGUUUUUGUUGUUAGUACUGUGAUAUAGGCACGUGAGCUUGCGUCACACAACUG
This is a messenger RNA of Geodia barretti, 805 nucleotides long. Lineage: Eukaryota; Metazoa; Porifera; Demospongiae; Tetractinellida; Geodiidae. The record is from the annotation of a GenBank genome assembly.